AUGUGCGCUGCGGCGCUGCCCCCGUGCGAGGUCUCGAGCUCCGGGCGCCCGAUCUUCCUCUCCGGCGAGACCGAGCUGUACAUCGCCGAGGCCGAUCUCACCGUCGCCCUCGGCGGCGCGAGCAAACCGAGCAGCACCUACGCCAAGGGAACUGCGUACGCGACGUCGCACCGCCUCGUCUGGGUGGGCCGCGAGUCCCCGCCGCGGUCCGCUGCAAUCGAUCUCAAGCACGUCGCGGCGUGCACGUACGCCCGCGUCCUCGGGCUCGGCGGCAAGGUCAAGGUGGAGCUGUUGCCCAGCAGCUCGCUGCUCCCGGGCGCUGACAUGGCCAAGGUGCGGGUGUUGACGCGAACGUGGCGGUCCGCCGACGCCCUCGCAAACAACCUAACUCGAGCGCUGGAGAACGGCGCCUGGAAGGCCGAGGCGGCGCAGGACGGGCCGGCCAAGCCAGAGGCCCGCGGCCCCGAAGUCGACGCUCUAGCGGCCAUGGGGUUCCCCCGGGCGGCAGCUGCGUCCGCGCUCGCGCGAGCGGGCACCGUCGACAAGGCAGUGGACCUGCUUCUGAACCAGGAGGCCGCGCCACCAGCCCCUCCACGGUCCACGCCUGCAGGUCCAAUGCCGACCGGUCUCGAGCGGCUGCGUGCGCGCGAGGAGCAGCAGCGGCGGGAAACGUCGCAGGCGCUGGGUGCGGCAAUGACCGAUCUCAACGCCCUGAUGGCGCGCGCGCGCGACAUCGUGGGCAUCGUCGAGUCCCUGAGCAAGGCGGUCGGGCCCAGCGCCGGCGGCGAGGGCCUCAGCGCGGGCGAGCAUGAGGUCAUGCGGUCGGCCGUCGUCGAAAUGGGCAUUGUGUCACCGGUGACGCGCGAGGCCGCCGGGGCGCUCUUCGAGCAGCAGCUCGCGCGGGAGCUGUACGACUUCCUCUGCGGGGACGGCGGGGCGCGCGGGGGGCUCCUCCGGCAGGCCGGCGGGCUCGUGCCGUUGACAGAAGCAUGGUACUACUUCAACAGGGCGCGCGGGCAAGAGAUGGUGUCCCCCCAGGACAUGAAGGAUGCGUUUCGUGCGAUGGCGAAGCUGAACUUGGACGCGCGGCUGGUGCGGUUCGAGGGGGGCGUGCUGAUGGUGGAGGGCGGGGGCGUGACGCACGGCGCGCUGAGCGAGCGGGCGGCGAACAUGGCGCUGGACGCGUGGGCAGGGCGCGAGGGGAAGCCGCGCGGGGUGGGGGCGCCGGCGGUGGCGGCGGCGCUGUCCGUGGGGCAGGAGGUGGCGCGGAGGCUGCUGGAGCACGCGGAGGCGCAGGGGCUGCUGUGCCGCGACGACGGGCUCGAAGGCACGACCUACUUUGCAAACAUCUUCCCCGAGGUGGGGGAGGCGCAGUGA
Messenger RNA from Pedinophyceae sp. YPF-701, 1377 nucleotides. NCBI's taxonomy places the organism in Eukaryota, Viridiplantae, Chlorophyta, Pedinophyceae. The record is from the annotation of a GenBank genome assembly.